Molecule: messenger RNA, 4144 nt
Organism: Schistocerca americana (American grasshopper)
Lineage: Eukaryota; Metazoa; Arthropoda; Insecta; Orthoptera; Acrididae
Product: cytokine receptor-like
Exons: 21
Coding region: 1-3945 (1314 amino acids)
Molecular function (GO): protein binding
Source: RefSeq, a predicted model, not a curated record
AUGAACUUGACAAUUCCUAGAGGAGACAUUAUACUGGAGCAUGGAAAGAUUUUGGAAAUAUAUUGCAUUAUUAAUACGUCGCAUAGGCUCUCAGAGGGUAGAAAUGCCAGUCAUUUACGGUUUUAUAGGAACCAGAAGCUGUUAGGAAAAGAAAAUGUGAAAAUACUUAAUACCACGACGGCAAAGUUGACUGAAGCACUGGGGCCGUCGAAAAAUAGACCCAAACCAAUUUACAAUUUUAUUUGUACCUCGGAGAACUGGUCGAAUCUCAAUUGUUCCUGGAAAGAAAGAGAAAACCCAAUAGCAACCACCUACAAACUUAGUUUUCAUUUGCCUGGUCGUUCCGGAGGAAGGAAUCAGUUCGUGUGCCCAGGCAACACUGAACGGUUCCAUUACUGUCUCUGGAACGGCACUACUACUCCGAGAUACCGCGCUGAGUAUGAGUUCUACUAUUUCCAGUUCACUGGAACGAAUGUUCUCGGAGAAACCGUUUUCCCAAAGAUUCUCUUUCAUCAUUACGGACAUGUCGUUCCUUCAAAACCAUAUAGACUCACAUACCAAAAUGUGACAACGAAUAGUGUAUACCUCCAUUGGGAUCUGGAUCACCGCCUAAAGCAUUUCCCACCAGGAUUCAGCUACAAAUUACAGUACAAAGCACUAUGUGAUCCCACAGAAGAAUGGAAGACCGCCAACACUUCCGCACUGCCAAAAAAGAUGUUCAGCUUCGCCUUGACAGAUUUGGAAUAUGGCAAUGCAGUGUACGAAGUAAGACUGUUCAUUCAGUCGAGAGUUGCAGCUGCGAAAGAAAUUUGGUCACAACCAGCUGUUACUAGCUUCAAGACUAAGCCAGAUGUUCCCAAAUUUCCUCCCCGGACACAAGAAGGAAGCUUCCAGGUCUUCAAAAAACAGAAUCAUCGCGAUUUAAUAGUAUACUGGCAAAAAAUCUCUAGGUGUGCCGAAAAUGGUGAAGGAUUCAGCUACAGGAUAAUUUCUGUUGAAGAAAAUGGCGAGCGUAAAGCUAUUAAACCAGAAUACAUUGGAAUGUCAUACGCACAUUUCAAGAAACUGACCUUCAAGAGCUACAGAUUUGAAAUCGUCUCGGAGAAUAAUAUUGGCUAUUCAGGGGAUAAAUCUGUCCUUUUUGUACCAAGUGAAAGUGAGAGGCCUCCUGAGCCUACUGGUGUCACAAAAUAUGUAACUGAGGAAGGAACUACCCACAUUUCCUGGAAUCCAGUUUCUGAUACUAUGUGGUCUAACAAGAUUCAAAGUUACACUAUAUUUUGGUGUCAGAAUCAGCAUGAAGAGUCAAAUCAUUGUAGUGGCCAGUUAUAUUGGACAUACUCACAUAGAAAUAACUCCCAAACAGAACUGGCUUUCGUCCAGAGCAAAAUUAAUGACUUUGCAAUAUCUUCAAAUUAUUAUUCUGGCAGUAGUGGCAUGGUCUGGGUCACGUGCAAUAUACAAACCAAAGAUGAACUACUUAAGGUGGCUACUUUCCAUGUCAGUGCCAGAUCUUCAACUUCUAUUGAAGUUAGAUUCCAUAUAGAUUGUGCUAAAAAUUUACAAGAGAAUGUAUUUUAUAGUAUCUUCUACUGCCCAGUGGCUGUUUCAACUGAUUCUAUGUGUGGAGCGCCACUGAACAAAACAGUACAGAGUAACACUGGUGAAAUAAUAACAGUGGUCACAGAGCUGCUUCCACAUACCACAUAUUUAAUUUAUAUAAUUCCUGUUGCCAUUAAAGAUGGAGAAGUAAGUAAAUAUGGUGAAGCAAGUGACAGAAUUUAUUGCAAAACAUUUGAAUCAGCACCAUCGCUACCCCAAAACAUUAGUUUAUGUGAUGUUACAAAUCAAUCAUUGGUGGUGAGGUGGAAACCUCCACAGCAUUUGAAUGGUAUCCUGCAGCAUUAUAUCAUACACUACAAUGGCAAAUCAUUAACAACAGCACCUGCCAAACAUCUAGAGGUAAAAUUGGAGAAUUUAAAAAGCUUUACACAAUAUGAAGUGUCAAUGUCUGCAUGCACAAUUAUAUGUUCAAAUUUUACCAUUCCUGUUAACAUCACAACUGAUGUUGGUGCUCCAGGAGCUGUAAACAAAAUAUCAGCAAGAAUGAAGAUGACAUCAGAAAUAGAAGUGAAAUGGGAACCACCAAAGUUCAAAGGAGGUCAUUUAGAUUACUAUGAAUUAAAAGUUAUAUCUUUAAAUACGUGGAACUCCUCAACAAUUCAGCAUUUCAAUUCAAGUAAUCUUCUGUAUAUAAUCCCUGUGCCGGACUGUCACCACGUUUCUUUUAGUUACAGUUUUGCCAUCAGAGCUGUAAACAAAAAUGAAUCAAAUUAUACUUUCUAUGGACCAUGGAGUGAAACAAAGGAAAUUUUCUGCAAUGCAAUAACAACAAAGAGCUCCAUCACAGAAAAAACACAAGGUGUGCACAUGGUCGUUUGGGUUGUAGUAGCCGUGAGCCUUGGAUUAGUUUUAUUUGUCAUAUUUACUCAAAUACAAAGAUGUAUAGCAUGGUGGAAUUCUGCACAAAAGAUUGAAGUGAAAUUGCCUCCAGGUUUGGCUCCCUGCUAUGAUGAAAAUGAUGUUGGUCAUACAGAUGUGACAUGGCUGCUGAAAGUUGAUAAUUUGCGUAUGACACAAAAUACACAGCCAGUGGCUGAUAACGAGCUGGACAGAGAUUGGCCUGAAAAUCAUUCAGGGCAUAGAGAUGGACAGCUGUAUGUAGCCGUGGGGAGAGAUAUGCCAGCCAACUGUGGAACCGAAAUGGAGCAGAUGGUCACAGUAUCUCAAGUCCUUGUUGCAAGUGUAUCUGUGGAAGAAGUGUCUGUGUUGGGAUAUUACAGAACAGAUAACAUCAGAAGUGAUGAUAUCUCAGCCCAUAUAUCUGUAACAAGCAAUAUACACAGCCUACCAGUAAAUAAGGACAAUGUUAGUGAUCAAAGUGAGUGGUCAUUGUCAGACUGUAUUGUGAGAGAAAACAUGUCAGUUGGAGACAUGUACAAUGACAGCUACUGUCUUCAUGAUCUUAAAGAGUUACAGCAGAAAAAAGUUGAACACAAUUAUGUGGACUAUACUUGUAAACCACAAGCAUCACUUUCUUUUUCAGAUUUAUCAUCUUUAAGUUCUGUGUCAUAUAAUUUACCUGAACAUAGCCCACAGCUCAAGGAUUUCAUUAACAGACAAAACAGCCUAGUGUCAUUAAGUAAUCAGUGUUCUUGUUCUGAAUCUGAACUUUUUAAUAGUGUUGAGCAGGUAACACAAGUAGAAAAAGAUGUCAGUGAAGAAAGUCAAAAAAUUUCUGUUGACAACAGUGAAAACUACUGUCUUCAGAGUCUCAAACAGACACAGCAGCAAAACCAUGAAAACAAUUAUAUAGGCCUCAUCUCCAGGCCAGAUACAUCAAUGUCUUUUUCAGACUUAUCAUCUUUAAGUUCAACAUCAUUUCUAAAAAAUUUCAUUAAUAGUGGAAACAGUGAAGACUCACUGACAGGACAGUCUUUAAAUUCUGAAUGUGAACUUUUCAGUGAUGUGAUUCAGGAAGAAAAGGUAGAACAAGUUAUCAAAGAAGAAAGAGGGAAGGAAAUGUUUGUGAAAACAAGAAGUAAAUUAAACUCAUCUGAGAGUACAUUAACUGCAGUUAAGCAUGUUCCUGACUCUUACUGUCGUAUUGGAGUGUAUUCAACCACAUCUAAUGUUCAAGAUAAGUGUGAAAUUGUUCAGCAAAUAGAGCAUCAAGCAUUGCAACCAGUAGACUUAAAAUGUGAAGCAAAGUCUAUUAAUGUACAGACUAAACCAGAAUUCAGUAAUGAAUGUUCUGAUGAAGAUGUGUGCUCCGUGUUAUCAGAUUUUGGUUCUUUGGAAUAUCUUACAAGUAUGGAAAAUGUUGAACAUAAAACUAAAAUUUCUAAUGGCUAUGUUGCCACAAACACUAGUUAUUGCCACUAAUGCAGGUUGAAUCCCUGAAAAUAGAAGGAGCCUGUAUUUCUUCUUGAGUUUGGUUCUUACCAUUUUCUGUUUUUGGUGAAAAUACUGAUCCAAUUUACCACUCUCAUGCACUUCAACAAAUUAAUGAAAAGUUUCUAAACUUAUUCAUAACAAUCUGUGGAGUUUGUUUGGCUUGCACAGCAGAGAAUGUAUAGUUGGA